CAACUCGAUUCCAUGCAACUGAUGUUCAGACGAAACCAAGAAUAUCUCUAUCGAGGGAAUAAGCUCGAUAGUAGUCAGUGAAAUGUUCAUUACGAAUAGCUGAAUUCUGGGUCCUUGUCUCGCUUUUGAUCCGGAAAUGGAUAUCGGUGCGGUUAUCCCAGAUCAACGAACCGAGCCUCCUUGGCAAUGAUGCCAUUGCAGCUACGCCUUGGAGGGGGGAACAUGUCAAGAAACAGCCAUGUGGACAUUAUACUCAGAACUCGUUUAUCGUUUGCCAUUUCCAACGAUGGAAGACUGUUGGCGCUCGAAUGGUGAUAUUACAUUGGCUAAAGCCAGAACACACCGGAUAGAGAGAUCCUGGAAUGAUGAUUGCAUGUCGCCUGCAAUUGACGUUCAAAUUUGCCUAAUCGGGUAUGGUGUUAGGGCUAACUUUGCUUAUUGAGCCCCUAAUGCGGAAAAAGAUCAAUAACUUGGGGAGCAUCUCACCGUACCCGAAGAUUCAACGCAGUUUGGUAUUGCGUCGUUUUUCCGUCCAUUGUUUGAACAAUGAACGCAGCGAAUGUUCCUUUGGCGAAACGUCCUCAGAGCUGGUUUCCGCGGGCCGGCCAUAUCAACAUGGCGAACCUCAUAGGUGGCCACGCUGAGGAAGGUUUGUUAGGAUGCAUGUUCACGGGCCAUGAUAUGUUGCUUUCGAUGGGGUUAAAUCUCCACUGGAUUCUUUUCUACGUGAGGGAUUUCUUUUCGUCAAGUGGCUAAGGGAUCCUGAGCGAGGGACUCCUUUUCGAAUGGCUACCAUUUGGAACGGGCGUGUGCGUCUAUUAUAUUCCAUCCGUUCUCAGACAAUCUCGCACGUUGUCUAUCUUCUCAUCUUUGGAUUUAAUCUAGAUCAGACUUGGUUUCUUUAUCUGGCGACC
This is a messenger RNA of Coccidioides immitis RS, 914 nucleotides long. RefSeq lists its product as uncharacterized. The transcript is spliced from 2 exons. The coding region runs from base 414 to 644 and encodes 76 amino acids. The record is from RefSeq and is a predicted model, not a curated record. Lineage: Eukaryota; Fungi; Ascomycota; Eurotiomycetes; Onygenales; Onygenaceae.